AUGGUACAUCAGUUAUCACUCGUGUCUACGGUUUCACAUAGUAAUUAUGUUCAAACAAUCUCGACAUUGCAGGCAUUGACUGGAUUAUUGACUCCACAACUGAUUUCAACGUAUACCCUCGUCACUAAACCUCAUGAUGUUUUUAAACCGAAAUUUGAGCCAGGAAAAGUGAAUCAGAUUGAGCAAUUCUACAUGAGAUGUAUAACUACAUGGAAUGACAAGACUGGGAUUGAGUUGGACCUAUCUUCGCCCCUCAUUGAAAAUGAAACUGAAAUUUUGGUGGAUAGACUAUUUUUGGGGGUCGAUGACCGUAGGAAUUGGACUAUGCAGAUAUCCGAUAUUCCUAUUGCUGGUAAGAAUCAGGCAUGUUCAGCACAGACCAUAUACGAAAGUACAUUAGUGCACCAUCAUACAAAAGUAAUGGAUAAAGAAAAGAUUCAAUUAGAUGUUUCUAACGAAUCAAACAUGGAAAUUGAUGAUAAAGAUGAGGAUAAAAAAGACAACGUCAAAAAGGAAGAUAUCGGUACUGAGAUCGGAAAAAAUAAUGAGGAAGUUAGAGAAAGUGAUGAAAAGCCCAAAGAAGAUGGUGAAGUCAAAAAAAAUGAUGCUCCAAUCGUUCAGGAAUUGGAAGUGCUAAACCGAAGAGAUUCGUUCUUACAAUUCUUGGAGGAUUUAGGUUAUGAUGUUAUAAAUCAAUUUUGGAUGAAAGGUGUACGUUUUUUUCACGGUGAUGUGGUCAUUGAAAUUUUCAAAAUAUUUGUUAGAGAUGACGAGAAAGAUGCAGCAAAGGAUAAAAUUAGGCUCAAGCUUUUAGAUCCUUCCAAUACAUUUCAAAUAAGGACAUACAUAAAUGUUCCAAAAUCGACAGAUGUAGAACUAAUUAAUCAAGGAACCAAGGAUUUAUUAAAGCUACAGGAUUUUUUGAAAAACUUGAUCAAACUCGAAAUUCCUGAUAGAAUGUUUAUGGAUUCUAGAGUUACUUAUAAAUAG
Molecule: messenger RNA, 990 nt
Organism: Debaryomyces fabryi
Lineage: Eukaryota; Fungi; Ascomycota; Pichiomycetes; Serinales; Debaryomycetaceae
Gene: MED18
Product: Med18p
Exons: 1
Coding region: 1-990 (329 amino acids)
Biological process (GO): regulation of transcription by RNA polymerase II; termination of RNA polymerase II transcription
Cellular component (GO): core mediator complex; mediator complex
Molecular function (GO): transcription coregulator activity
Source: RefSeq, a predicted model, not a curated record